Rhizophagus irregularis DAOM 181602=DAOM 197198 is the source of this 719-nucleotide messenger RNA. NCBI's taxonomy places the organism in Eukaryota, Fungi, Glomeromycota, Glomeromycetes, Glomerales, Glomeraceae. The record is from RefSeq and is a predicted model, not a curated record.
GCAACUCGGAUCUGUUCAAGUAAUUGAAUGUUUAAAGCGCCUUACAUUCGAUCAAAUACCAGAUGAAAGUGGUGCAGGUAUUUGGUGGAAUAUGGUCACACAAAAAUGUCUUACAUCAAACGGCAUCAAAGUUAGGUGGCGUGAAGAUAGUAAGUAUAGUAAGUUCAGACGUAAAUUUUUUUUUCUGGAUAUACAGUCGCCAAUUCACUUUAUUUAAUACUAUAGAUAACAGCAAGAUAUACAUACAGCUUACGCAUAUAUCACCACUUGUUCAAUUUGCCACCGCAGUUGAAUAUUUCGUACACUUAAUGAAACAUCUUUGUUGUUUGAAUGCGGAUAAUGACAAAGAUAUACCUUUUGUAAAUACAAGAGCGCGACUUACUAUGCAAAUACUUGCAAGAGAAGCAAGACAAAUGGUUAAACAUGAAGAUUGGACAAUUAAUAAACGGGAUGAUGAAAUGAAACAAAGAGUAAAAGAUGCUACUGCUCAUUUAAUGCAUAGAAUUAAAGAUUUCGGAUGUAAUUCUCCUGAUAGGCAAGAUGAUGAAAUUGAUGAACUAACACCUUUUGCUAUGGUACAAAAGAAGAAUGAUGAGGAGGUUUGGUAUAAUGGCGAGAUGGUUGUGAAAGUAUUAUGGAAAAAUAUCGAAGAAGUAAAUUCACAGUAAUUUUAUUUCAAUAUAUAGAUAAACAACGAGGGAUCAAAGUAAUGAACUUUA